Gaeumannomyces tritici R3-111a-1 is the source of this 987-nucleotide messenger RNA. RefSeq lists its product as hypothetical. The record is from RefSeq and is a predicted model, not a curated record. NCBI's taxonomy places the organism in Eukaryota, Fungi, Ascomycota, Sordariomycetes, Magnaporthales, Magnaporthaceae. The transcript has a single exon. The coding region runs from base 504 to 698 and encodes 64 amino acids.
CGAUGCGACACACGACACAGAGCAGGCUAGGCGGCAAUGGAGGUGUGCACUGGCGGGAUUGGGUGAAACAGUAGCACGAGGACGAACGGGGGAAGUGAGAGAAAAAAAAACCCAUCCCCCAAAAAAAAAAAAAAAACAGCCCCUUUUCCACCCAAGAGUGAACGGCAGUUGACGACAAGGGGGCGAGCAGUCGGUCUGGCUUCAACUCUGGCUCAGGGCCUCCACCGGCUGCGGUGAGCGAAGCAGUGAAGCGCGGCUCGGCUCUCAGUGACGGAACCAGAUCCCAAGCCGGGCUCCCUGUCCGUCUGCCAGGCCCAUCCUGGCCCGCUGCUCCCACGCGAAUUUCAAUGUUGCUGGUGCUCGAUCGAAAAGGCCGAGUGUCAAGCCCGACUGCAUUCACCUGCGUCCAUGUCCAUAUACGCCGUCCUCCGUCUGCCAAGCAGGGCCGCUUCUGUGCUACCAUGCAGCCCCGAUUCCGUUUGAUGUAGUCGAGACGAUCCAGGAUGGCUCCGGGAUGGCCGCACACCCGCACUGUUGGCACUAUGGGAAGCCGGCUCGACUCCCCACCUGCAGCCACUCCAGCUCUCGACCGUGACAGGGCGACCCCACUGCUCGACACCAGGACCAUGGGACGAAGGCUCUUCCAGAGCCCGUCCAAGUCGAAGCAGUGCAACCAGGUCGCUUUCACCGCAUCGUAGCCCCGGGUGCUACCGAGCGACAUUCCGUGCCCGGCGCUGCUGUGGCCUUCCCUGCAGUGCGCCAGGCUUCUUCAGUGCCAUCCAGCCUCCUCCCCAAUGCCAUCCCUGUCACCGCCGCUACCACGGGCAGCAGCCAAACUCGCCCUUGAUCCCGCGCCCGUCUGUGCCUCCCAUGUGCCCCUUCCAUGUGCCCCUUCCCAUGUACCCCAAACUUGGUCUGAUAUGCCCGCUACCGUGCCUGCAUCGUCGAGGCGGGCAUGGCCAGCCGUCCAUAGUACAACGCUACGUG